AUGGCUUCGACUACUCCCAACCCAAUGGGACCAUGGAAGAUCACAGUCUAUGACCAGGAGAAUUUUCAGGGGAAGCGCAUGGAGUUCACUGCAUCAUGCCAGAACAUCAUGGACUGUGGCAUGGAAAACGUCCGCUCCCUGAAGGUGGAAUGUGGAGCAUGGGCCGGAUAUGAGCACUCCAGCUUCUGUGGACAGCAGUUUGUGCUGGAGAGGGGAGAUUACCCUCGCUGGGAGUCAUGGAGUGGCAGCAACGCCUACCACAUUGAGAGGAUGAUGUCUUUCCGCCCCAUCUGCUCUGCCAACCAUAAGGAGUCCAAGAUCGUGGUGUUUGAGAGGGAGAACUUCAUCGGGCGCCAGUGGGAGAUGAACGAUGACUACCCCUCUCUUCAGGCCAUGGGCUGGGGAAACAAUGAGAUUGGCUCCAUGCAGGUCCAGAGUGGAGCCUGGGUGUGCUACCAGUUCCCAGGUUACCGUGGCUACCAGUACAUAAUGGAGUGUGAUCGCCAUGGCGGCGAAUACAAACACUACAGGGAGUGGGGCUCUCACGCUCAGACCUUCCAGGUGCAGUCACUGCGCAGAAUCCAGCAAUGA
Messenger RNA from Lampris incognitus (smalleye Pacific opah), 591 nucleotides. It is a transcript of the gene cryba1a, whose product is annotated as crystallin, beta A1a. The record is from RefSeq and is a predicted model, not a curated record. Gene Ontology annotation, biological process: visual perception; lens development in camera-type eye. Gene Ontology annotation, molecular function: structural constituent of eye lens. The coding region runs from base 1 to 591 and encodes 196 amino acids. The transcript is spliced from 5 exons. Lineage: Eukaryota; Metazoa; Chordata; Actinopteri; Lampriformes; Lampridae.